Manacus vitellinus (golden-collared manakin) is the source of this 2038-nucleotide messenger RNA. RefSeq names its product RNA polymerase III subunit G (gene POLR3G). Bases 354 to 1001 code for a protein of 215 amino acids. Gene Ontology annotation, cellular component: RNA polymerase III complex. Gene Ontology annotation, biological process: transcription by RNA polymerase III. The record is from RefSeq and is a predicted model, not a curated record. The transcript is spliced from 8 exons. NCBI's taxonomy places the organism in Eukaryota, Metazoa, Chordata, Aves, Passeriformes, Pipridae.
UAGUGACCGUCGUGACAAACCCGUUUACCUUCAGGGACGUCUGAUUAAAAAAAAUAAACACCCACAAAAACUUAGCAUCUAAAGUUCGGUCCUUUCUUCUGUAUAUGCUCUUCCCUUCAACUGAUUGCAUCUGCUUGUGAAAUGCAAGGGUCUACGAUACACAAAACACAAUCGGGUGAUUCGUUCUGACGAUACCGGGAACCCGAGGGAGUGCUCAGCCUCCUCCCGUCCGCUGCCGUCCGUCCAGCCGCCUCGCACCUGCCAGGGAUCCCGAUUCCAGAGGCCUUUCCCUCCCCAAGGCAUCGGCUGCCUUCCCCUGAGUGAGUGCCCGAGAAACUGAAUACUACCUCCAAAUGGCUGGGUCAGGUAGAGGAAGAGGACGUGCUUCGUUUACCUUCAACAUUGAGGCUAUUGGAUUUGGUAACGGUGCAGCUCUACCUGAUGUCAUCUGUAAGCCUCCACCACCAUUUCCAAGUACAGACAAUAAGCCAGUGCCUCUGAAAACAGGAGAAGAUGAAGACUACAUGUUGGCCUUAAAACAAGAUCUUAGAGGAACUAUGAAAAGAAUGCCGUACUUUUUGACAGUAGAAGAAGAACAUCAAGCAAUUGAGAGGUACAGUCAAAAGUACCAGGACAGUGAAAAGGAGCAGAAAACAUGGAUUCCAGAUUGGAGAAGACUCCCAAGAGAGAUGAAACCAAAGAAGACAACCAAAAAAGGUGCAAAAUCAGAAAAGGCAAAAAACUUUGAGCCUAAAAGUAAUCUGGAUGUGAUAAAAAAAAUUGAGGAGUUGGAAAAGAAGGAUGAUGAAGAAGAAAAAUCUGAAGAUGAGAAAGACAAAACAAAAGACAAAGAAGGUGAAGAUGAUGAAGAAGCAGAAGAAUCAGAUGAAUAUGAUGAAGAGGAACAUGAAGAGGAAAAUGACUACAUUUCCUCCUAUUUUGACGAUGGAGAUGACUUUGGUGCUGGCAGUGAUGACAAUAUGGAUGAAGCAACAUACUAACUGUGGCUGCUAGGUGCUACACUGCUCAAGCCUUACACUACUUGAAGUAGAAUUCUGGAGGUAGGCUGAAUAUCAACAGACCUAAUGCUUUAGCUCCAUUGGUUUUAAGCACACUCUCCAAAACCACAUUGGAGUUUAAUUGUAUUAUGCUGUAAAAGAGGAUAUGAGAUCCUUUGUUUUGUUCUUUUGCCAAGUGUUUUGCAGAUGUGCGCCUUUUUAAGGUCUUCUGGAAUGCCUCCUGAUGGAGUAAGCUAUAUGCCAUUGUGUCACCUCUGCACAGAAAAAGAAUGUAUGCAUUUUACUUGAAAUUGUGCCUAAGCAUUUGCACUAGUCAGUUCUGUGCCUCAGCAGUGAAAUCUUGAAACCAGUCAUGAAAUUCUUGAUGACUGCAGUAAAAGAGAUAUGACCUUUAUGGACAUAAACUGCUUGCAUUUGGCAGCUGACUUCUCUGAAGAAGCUUAUGUAACUUCUGAGUUCAGGUGACUAGAAAUAAUUGAUGACUAAGCACUUUAAUAUAAACUGACUUGAAAAAACCUUAGAAAUAUAGACAAACAAUAUGACAGUAAUUUGAAAAGCCAUUACUGUAGUUAGAAGAAUACAUUGCCUUUAGUAUUUUGGUAAAAUGUAUUACAUUACCUUUAUGAAUCACCUUAAGUCAUAAUUAAGGACAGUUUGAUUUAAAAAGAAUAUAUGGCAGAAGUUAGGAAAUUACAAAAUCCCGGUUUCACCAGUUAGUGAAAAUUUCAGUCCUUUGCCUCAGUUUCUCUGCCUGUUACAGUCUUUCUUACCUCACAGAGCUGUUAAGUGAGAAGGCAGAUGACAUGUAUCUAUGUAAUUGUUAAUGCAUUUGUUUACUUCCUACAGAACAAACAAGAAACGGACAGCAAAUCAAUAGAAAAUAAAACCCAAAAAUGUAAGAAAAGAAUGUGGUGCAGUAUUUUAAUGCAUGAGGUUUUAAUUAGAAAAGCAAGGGGAGAAUGCUAAGAAUAGCAAAACCAGAAUGUUUGGAAACAUCAAUUUUAUUUAAGAACAAAAGC